AUGUAGGUAUCACAGAUAAGAACUCAUAUAAACUAAAUCCCAAAUAAACUGCAUGUGUGUCUUACACGUAUUUGAACGGGAAUCGUAACUGCUUGCUGUGUUUGUUCUUUUAUCUGAUUACUUUUCUGACUUGCGGUGUGUCUUAUUGUGCUCGAGUGUUGCGGCAUGCUGUUAUUAUUGUUUUAAACAUACAAAUCUUUAGUAAUUCGUUUUAUAAACACGAUAUGAUAGUUCAUAAGCUAUUACUAUAUUUAGAAAUGUUGAAUUAGACUCUGUUUAGUACCCGUUAGAGAGUGGCGUGGCCUUUAGCGAAUGAAUGGCUGAAACAUUUGAGUUUUACUUGAGCCAGAGAAAAUGUGUAUUUCUGUGAUCAGUCUGAAUUAAACAAAUGUAUCACAAAAUUCAACUUAAAUCCAGAGCUCAACUGAUCUGAAAAAAAAAAAAAAAAAAUCUAAAUGGCCAUUAAAUCCAUUAAUUCCAUGAAGUUAAAUGACAGUGCUCUGAAUAGCUUUAAUGUGUCUCUCCAUAUUAGGGCCUGCAAACAUUUAUAUCGCAUUCGCAACCUUCUCAAAAACCCACACACUUCCCAUCAGCAUUUAAUACUUGGCUUGGUAAAGUCAUGAAAGCUGUUUCCUCUCACCACUGAUCGAGAACCAGCCUUUCCACACCAAAAUAACAGUACUUAAUAUAAGUGAAUGGGCUAAACUGAACCCAGGCCAGUGUUAAAGGAAGCUUGCAACGAGAACACUUAAAAGUCUCUUGUUUCCUGAUUUUGACCCUUAGUUGCACAUGACACAAUUUUGAAACAUUAACUGGCAGUUCUGUCUCUGUGAGCGCUGCAGGCAUGCUUCUGAGAUCCUCUAUUCCCAAUCCAAUCCUCAUUUUAGCCUUGUCAGUCAUUUUGUCUCCCAUCAACCCUGUUCAGAAUAUGGUUGAGGGGGUGGAGCCUGUCAUCGGGAGGCGUGGCUUUUCAGUGAUCUGGAAUAUACCUACAGCUCGGUGUCAGUGUCAAUAUGGAGUCUCCCUGCCGCUGCGCCAGUUCAACAUCAUUCAUAACUCACAGCAGAGAUUUCAGGGUCAAAAUAUGAGCAUAUUUUAUCAGCGCCGUCUGGGUCUUUACCCCUACAUCAACCGUCAGGGCUCAAAGGUCAACGGUGGCCUGCCUCAACAAGGAUCCCUGAUGGCUCACCUCUCAUUGGCUGAGGCGCAGAUCAAUGAAGUGUUGAGACACACGUUCAGUGGAUUAGCCGUGCUGGAUUGGGAAGCAUGGCAGCCCAUAUGGAUGUGGAACUUCGGGACAAGAAUUGUAUAUAGGAAAAUUUCCAAAAAGCUGGUUAGGUGGAAACAUCCAGAUAUGUCAGAGGAGGAAGUGAAAUCCAAGGCGAAGGCGGAGUUUGAAUUAGGAGCAAGAUUGUUUAUGGAAGAGACCCUGCGCCUUGGUGUUCGCCUCUACCCAGAGGGAUUAUGGGGGUUUUAUGGGUUUCCCAGUUGCUAUAACAAUCAUGGCCAUGGACAGAGCGGAUACACGGGGCAGUGCCACAGUGGAACAGAGAUUCUGAAUGACGGACUGGCAUUUCUAUGGCAACACUCUACCGCCUUGUAUCCCAGCAUUUAUUUGUGGCGUAAGCUGGCCGGACACGCACACGCUCAACUCAUGGUGAGACACCGUGUACUUGAGGCCCUCCGAGUGGCAUCCCAGCAUUCACCUGGCACUGAAGAACUUCCUGUAUUUCCCUAUGCCAGAGUGGCGUUCACACACACAUUGGCAUUUCUGAACCAGACGGAUUUGGAGCACACACUAGGUGAGAGUGCUGCUUUAGGGGCCGCUGGAGUCGUGUUAUGGGGCGAGCUGAGUUUUGCAAAGUCUAAGCGGCAGUGUGUUCUCCUGCGUGAUUACAUCAGCUCAGUAUUAGGAGAGUAUGUUGCCGCCCUGCAGGCUGGUGUGAGGAACUGCAGUAUAAGAAUGUGUAACAACCAGGGACGCUGCGCUCGACGGGACCCUCACUCAGGUUACAUGAUCCCUCUACAUGGUACCCAUGAAGAUCUUCCUCUCAAUGACAUGAGGUCAAAGUUCAAGUGUGUCUGUUAUGAAGGAUGGAGAGGAGAACACUGCGAGCAAAGAAUUUCCUAAGAACAGAUGCGCUUUUCUGAUUUACAUUCAUUUUCACUGUGGGGAUUUUUAAAACAUCUUUGUUGAAAAAGUUGUAAGCUAUUAACCAAACCAACCAGCUACUUACUGUGUUGGUAUGGUGAAUCACAACAUUACAUAUUUUGAAAAUCGGACAAAGACCAGAGCUCAAGAGUGUACAAAAUAGAGAGUGUAUCUAGUGUAAGUGUAUGAAGACUGUUAUUUAAUUCGCAUUGCUUUAUGGGAGUGGAUGAGCACUAAAGAAGUCUUUUAUCAUGAUUGGCUUUUGAUUCUCUGAUUGGUGGAGAUUUCUUUGCAGAAUCAUGAGUAAUGUCAUUUUCCUGAUGAGAAAAUGAAUAGGAUUUUUACUUCCAGAACCAGGCUGUUGCAAUAUAACCCCACAGUGGAAAAAGUAAAGUAAUCUCAGAAAGCUAGUUGUUAUAUUUUUAAUGAAAGAUUACAAAUACUUUUUUUUUUAUUAUUUGGAAUAAUGUGCACAUGUAAAUCUUUCACAAUAAAACCAGGGC
Molecule: messenger RNA, 2655 nt
Organism: Sinocyclocheilus anshuiensis
Lineage: Eukaryota; Metazoa; Chordata; Actinopteri; Cypriniformes; Cyprinidae
Product: hyaluronidase-3-like
Exons: 4
Coding region: 845-2131 (428 amino acids)
Biological process (GO): hyaluronan catabolic process; carbohydrate metabolic process
Cellular component (GO): acrosomal vesicle
Molecular function (GO): hyalurononglucosaminidase activity
Source: RefSeq, a predicted model, not a curated record